Molecule: messenger RNA, 2724 nt
Organism: Ochotona princeps (American pika)
Lineage: Eukaryota; Metazoa; Chordata; Mammalia; Lagomorpha; Ochotonidae
Gene: LMNB1
Product: lamin B1
Exons: 11
Coding region: 344-2107 (587 amino acids)
Source: RefSeq, a predicted model, not a curated record
CGGGCGGGAGACUCCGGCGGCGGCGUGGACCCUGCUCGGCCUCCCGGCGCCCUCGCUCCGCGUCUUCCCGCGCGCCUGUGGGAGCGCGCGCGCAGCCCUUCCACGGGGUAUUCCACGGGCAACCGAUCGACCGCCCUCCCUCCUCGGCGCCCUUUGUGCUGGAACCCCGCCGCCGCCGCCAUCCCAGGUGCUUCUCCCCGCCUCCCCGCACGCGAACGCAGGUCGGUGGACUGUGCCUUCGGUCUCAGCUUCGUCCCCCGCGCCACCGCGCUCUCCCGGUCCCGGGGCUGACCCGCGGCUUCGCCGCCCCCACUCUCGGCCGCCGAUCGCCCAGCCACCCGCCAUGGCGACCGCGACCCCCGUGCCGCCGCGGUCCGGCAGCCGCGCCGGCGCCCCCGCCACGCCGCUGAGCCCCACGCGGAUGUCGCGGCUGCAGGAGAAGGAGGAGCUGCGCGAGCUCAAUGACCGGCUGGCCGUGUACAUCGACAAGGUGCGCAGCCUGGAGACGGAGAACAGCGCGCUGCAGCUGCAGGUGACGGAGCGCGAGGAGGUGCGCGGCCGCGAGCUCACCGGCCUCAAAGCGCUCUACGAGACCGAGCUGGCCGACGCGCGCCGCGCGCUCGACGACACGGCCCGCGAGCGCGCCAAGCUGCAGAUCGAACUGGGCAAGUUCAAGGCCGAGCACGACCAGCUGCUGCUCAACUACGCUAAGAAAGAGUCUGACCUGAAUGGAGCCCAGCUGAAGCUUCGAGAAUAUGAAGCAGCACUGAACUCUAAAGACGCAGCUCUGGCCACUGCACUUGGUGACAAAAAGAGCCUCGAGGCUGAUUUGGAAGACCUCAAGGACCAGAUCGCCCAGUUGGAAGCUUCCUUAACCGCCGCCAAAAAGCAACUGGCAGACGAGACUUUGCUGAAAGUAGAUUUGGAGAACCGUUGUCAGAGCCUCACUGAGGACUUGGAGUUCCGGAAAAACAUGUACGAAGAGGAGAUUAACGAGACCCGAAAGAAGCAUGAGUCGCGCUUGGUUGAAGUGGACUCGGGUCGUCAGAUCGAGUACGAGUACAAGCUGGCUCAAGCCCUGCACGAGAUGAGAGAGCAGCACGAUGCCCAAGUGCGGCUGUACAAGGAGGAGCUGGAGCAGACGUAUCACGCCAAACUCGAGAAUGCCAGACUGUCCUCAGAGAUGAAUACUUCUACUGUAAACAGUGCCAGGGAAGAACUGAUGGAGAGUCGGAUGAGAAUCGAGAGCCUUUCGUCUCAGCUGUCUAAUCUACAGAAAGAGUCUAGAGCGUGUUUGGAAAGGAUUCAAGAGUUGGAGGACUUGCUGGCUAAAGAGAGAGACAACUCACGUCGCCUGCUGACCGAUAAGGAGAGGGAGAUGGCCGAGAUAAGGGACCAGAUGCAGCAGCAGCUGAACGAUUAUGAGCAACUGCUGGAUGUCAAGCUGGCCCUGGACAUGGAGAUCAGCGCCUACAGGAAGCUCCUGGAGGGCGAGGAGGAGCGGCUGAAGCUCUCUCCGAGCCCCUCCUCCCGUGUGACUGUGUCCCGAGCCUCAUCCAGCCGCAGUGUGCGUACCACGCGAGGGAAGCGGAAGAGGGUGGAUGUGGAAGAGUCGGAGGCCAGCAGCAGUGUCAGCAUCUCGCACUCUGCCUCAGCCACUGGCAACGUCUGCAUCGAAGAGAUUGAUGUCGACGGGAAGUUCAUCCGCUUAAAGAACAUGUCGGAGCAGGAUCAACCAAUGGGAGGCUGGGAGAUGAUCAGAAAAAUUGGAGACUCAUCAGUCAGUUACAAAUAUACCUCAAGAUAUGUGCUGAAGGCAGGCCAGACUGUUACAAUUUGGGCUGCCAAUGCUGGUGUCACAGCCAGUCCUCCCACUGACCUCAUCUGGAAGAAUCAGAACUCCUGGGGCACUGGUGAAGAUGUGAAGGUUAUUCUGAAGAAUUCUCAGGGAGAGGAGGUUGCUCAGAGAAGUACAGUCUUUAAAACCACCCUCCCAGAAGAGGAGGAAGAAGAGGAGGAGGAGGCAGCAGGUGUGCUGGCUGAGGAGGAGCUCUUCCACCAGCAGGGAACCCCAAGAGCAUCCAACAGAAGCUGUGCAAUUAUGUAAACCUCUCAAGUCCACUUGUCUUCCUUGAGAUAAAGAAACAUGGAAACCCUUACCUACAUGCAGUGCAGAGCCUUCUCAGAAGCACAGAGUAUUUUUAUAUUUCCUUUAUGUGAAUUUUAAAGCUGCGAAUUUGAUGGCCUUAAUUUUCUUUUGACACUGAACGUUUUGUAAAGAAAAUCAUAUCCAUUACACUUCUGUUGCAAGAUGUGAACUAUUGACACUGAACUAAUUGUACUGUUUGGAAAGGGUCCCUCAAAGUUUUUGGCUUUUUUUGUUUUUGUAUGUGUUUUCUUUUCUUUUUUUUUUUAAGUUCUUAUGAGAAGGGGAGGGGAGGGUAAGUAAACCACUGUGUAUUGGGAUGUAAUUUGAAGAUUGCUCCAUCUAGAUUAGCAAUCUGCUCUUGAUUAUCCUCUGCUAUAUAUAAUGGUGCUGUGAGGGAGGGGAAAGCAUUUUUUCAAUAUAUGGAACUUUUGUACUGAAUUUUUUUGUAAUAAGCAAUCAAGGCGAACAAAUUUUUUUUAAAUAGAAAAGAGAAAUUUUCUAAGAAGGCAAUAUUAACCUAAUCAUCAUGUGAGCCCUCUGGAUGAAGGAUUCCACAAUCUUUGUUUUAUGGUUAU